GCUCCGUCCUUUCUCCUCUCUCGGCACAGCAGCAACGUCAAACUCCUUUGCGUUUGUUUGCUCAUUUCUGCCAACCUCCCGUUCCGCCAUUUCCAAAAUCAGCAGCAACCAUGGCUUCCCGUGGAGUGUCUGUCCUCAAGUUCGUCGGGACUGUUUCCCUGGGUCUUUUGACUGGUCUUUCCUACACAUUGGGGACCGUGUCGGCACCGGCCCUUUUGACAUUAAACUCAUCCGAAAACGCCGCAUCCGCCUUCUACUCCCUUUCGGCCUCGGCCCGCCGCCAGCUUGGCGCCCUGACCGCCGCCUCGGCCGCGACCUUUGCGCUCGCCCUGGUCGCAUCUCCCCGCUACUUCCGCCACCCCUACCUUCUCUACACCUCGGUGCUCGCCGUCCUGUCGGCCGGUGCCGCCUCUGAAAGGUUCAACCCCUACCUGCGCAUAGCCCCGCGUCCCCUGCCGAGGUCGAACGCCGACCAAGCUGCCCGCCGUGAACGCGCCGCCCGCGCUCGCAUGGAGGCCAGCUACGAGGUCCUGAGCACCGACCUCCACAGCGAUGGCACUAGCGGCGACGAGCUUCCCGAGGAGGAACCCGUUAACCUGAACGGCGAGACUGUGCGUGCCGACGUCGAGACCUUCGUCAAGAAGCAGAUGGUGCGUGCCGGUGUCGCCGGUCUGGGGUUCCUCGUCGCCGUCCUGGGCAUCUGGGGCGACGGAGCCGUCCGUCCUCCCGUCUACCGCUACUAAGUUGGCCUGUAUUGGAAACGGCAAAUGUCGAUAUAGAUGUAUUCCCUUCACAAUCUCGACUUAGUUCAGGCCCUGUUCUCCCCUUCUAGGCAUACUCAUUCCCACACAUUACUGGUCGCGUUGGAUCGACGCACGUACGCCGUGUUGAAGUCGACUUUUAUUACAUUAGGAGAGCUGCGAUGGAUUGGAUCUUGAAGGAAACGUUUUUUUGGUCCUCUCGAUUGAUCAGUCCUCCUUCCUGUCCCUGUCCCGACAACCCAAGCACGUCACUCUCUACUGGGUAUCCCGUACGACCUCGUCGAUUUUGCUGGCAACCCUUUUCGCGUUUGCAUCAUUUAGCCCGGAUAUGUUGAUGCGGCCGUUUGUAGGGAGAUAUAUAUGAUGCUUGUCGACCAGAGCGCGACACUGGGCGGGGCUUAGUCGGAAGUAGGAGAAGAGGCCUUUUUCCUCGAGUAUGUGUUGCCAGUUCCCGGGCGUCUGGUUUAAAUAUUUGAGGGGCUUGAUUUUAGCAGAAACCCAGGCAAAGAUUGAAAUGUUUUUACGGCGCUGCAAUAGUUUGCUUACCUUGUAUUCCUCAGUCAGCAGUUUGAAUAGAAGCUCACGGUUACCCUUGAGUCUUUGCCGCA
Messenger RNA from Pyricularia oryzae 70-15, 1369 nucleotides. RefSeq lists its product as uncharacterized. Lineage: Eukaryota; Fungi; Ascomycota; Sordariomycetes; Magnaporthales; Pyriculariaceae. The coding region runs from base 111 to 743 and encodes 210 amino acids. The transcript has 2 exons. The record is from RefSeq and is a predicted model, not a curated record. Gene Ontology annotation, biological process: autophagy of mitochondrion. Gene Ontology annotation, cellular component: mitochondrion.